Pogona vitticeps (central bearded dragon) is the source of this 1911-nucleotide messenger RNA. RefSeq names its product trafficking protein particle complex subunit 13 (gene TRAPPC13). Lineage: Eukaryota; Metazoa; Chordata; Lepidosauria; Squamata; Agamidae. Gene Ontology annotation, cellular component: TRAPPIII protein complex. The record is from RefSeq and is a predicted model, not a curated record.
UGCCUAUUCCCUGACGCUACCCUUUUGUUCCCGGUGAACCGCGGGGCACUUUGAGACCGACGCCGUGCCUCACGAAAGACUACAAAUAUCAUCAUGCUGCGCGCGUUCAGAGGCCUCUGAGUCCUCAGAAGAUUACAAAAAAAAAAAAAAGGCAAAAAGGGAAUCUGAGUCUCGCGGUGUUGUCUAUUGCCUCAGUUCACGGAGCUGUCAAGGUUACGGAAGCCGGCAGAGAAAAAAUCAACGCGCGUGCACGAAGAGCAUUCUGGGAGUUGGAGUUUAUAGAAGGUGUGCAGUCAUGGUUUGCGGAAGCGCAGGAAAAAUGGCUCUCGUUAUUGCCUGGGUUUUGAGUUUUUGAGCUCGAGUUGGAAGAAACUCGUUCCUGGCUGAUUCUUUGAACGGACCCACGUGGCGAGACUGGGGGCGAUGGAUGUUACCCAGCCCAAACAGGAGCAUCUCUUGGCCCUGAAAGUAAUGAGAUUGACCAAGCCUACUUUGUUCACCAAUAUUCCUGUAACUUGUGAAGAGAGAGAUUUGCCAGGAGAUCUGUUUAACCAGUUAAUGAAAGAUGAUCCUUCCACCGUUAAAGGAGCAGAAACAUUGAUGCUUGGAGAAAUGCUGACAUUGCCGCAGAACUUUGGAAAUAUAUUUUUGGGAGAGACGUUCUCCAGCUACAUCAGUGUUCACAAUGACAGCCAGCAAGUUGUAAAAGACAUUUUGGUAAAGGCUGAUCUACAGACAAGUUCACAGCGUUUAAACCUUUCAGCUUCUAGUGCCGCAGUAGCUGAACUUAAACAAGACUGCUGCAUUGAUGACGUCAUUCACCAUGAAGUAAAGGAAAUAGGGACACACAUUUUAGUAUGUGCAGUAAGCUACACCACACAGAAUGGUGAAAAGAUGUAUUUCCGGAAGUUCUUCAAAUUUCAGGUCCUCAAACCGCUAGAUGUGAAAACUAAAUUCUACAAUGCUGAGAGUGACCUCAGUUCUGUGACUGAUGAAGUCUUUUUGGAAGCCCAGAUUCAAAAUAUCACAACCUCUCCAAUGUUUAUGGAGAAGGUGUCCUUGGAGCCUUCUAUUAUGUACAAUGUAGCAGAAUUAAAUGCUGUCAAUCAGAGUGGGAACAAUGUGUCAACAUUCGGUAUGCGGAGCUACUUGCAGCCCAUGGAUACACGGCAAUAUUUAUAUUGUCUUAAACCCAAGCAAGAAUUUGCAGAGAAAGCUGGAGUUAUUAAAGGUGUAACAGUUAUUGGGAAACUGGACAUUGUAUGGAAGACAAAUCUUGGUGAAAGAGGGAGGCUGCAAACCAGUCAACUCCAAAGAAUGGCUCCAGGUUAUGGUGAUGUGAGGCUUUCAUUGGAAACCAUACCAGACACAGUAAAUUUGGAAGAGCCGUUUGAUAUUACAUGUAAAAUAACAAAUUGCAGCAGUGAAAGGACGAUGGAUCUGGUUUUGGAAAUGUGCAACACAAAUUCAAUUCACUGGUGUGGAGUGUCAGGAAGGCAGCUGGGCAAACUUCACCCUACUUCAUCCCUUCACUUAACCCUUACGCUCCUUUCAUCAGUACAGGGACUACAAAGUGUGUCUGGCUUGAGAUUAACAGAUACCUUCUUGAAGAGAACCUAUGAAUAUGAUGAUAUUGCACAAGUCUGUGUGGUUUCUUCAAAAACAAAAGAAAACUGAGAGAACACUUAUUUUAAUAGCCACCGCUGGGAUUUUUUGGAAAAUCAUCUGAAAACAAAAUAAUGAUUAAAUCAAGCUGCGUCCAUCUGUAAUUGGGGGAUAAUAUUUCCUUAUUUAACUAUUGCUCUGGCAGUCAAUCUGGCAUUUUCAGAAUGUUUUAAAACAGUUGUAAAGAGCCAACCAUAUGUAUUUUAAUCUAUCUGGAAAUAAAGUCCAAUGAUGCAACUGUCUUAA